AUCAAUAUUUGUCAUUGCUGCUACUGCCUUGUCUACAGGCUGACGUUAUGUGCUAGUUAGAGAAUUAGUUAAAAUUAGACCAGGCCGUCAAAUCACAGAGCCAGGAUGGCUAACCAAACUGAUCAAAAUUCUCACUCAACUAAAAGAGAAGUUAACUGGUUUUGGGUACUGAUACAGUUGCAGGUAAACGUUUCAGCCAUAUUCAGCCUUGUUUAUUUGUUUAAAAAUGGAUUCACAUGGUCGACACUAUUUUUCAGUAUAUUGGUGGUAUUCUUGGGCUGGCUAGGUGAAACGGCUGGUUCCCAUAGAUUAUGGGCACAUCACACCUAUGAAGCUAGUAAAGGCCUGAAGAUAUUUUUGAUGCUCUGUCAAACUGCAGCUGGUAGCGGUACAAUAUAUGGAUGGGUGAGAUGGCACCGGCUUCAUCAUAAACAUUUCAAGACUGAAUUAGAUCCGUUCAAUCCAAAAAGGGGAUUCUUCUAUUCCCACUAUACCGGAUGGACCAGAAAGUUAAGUCCUGCCCAGGAAAAAGUUUUAGAAGAAAUCGAUUUCAGUGAUUUAGAAAAUGAUAAAAUCGUAAUGUUUCAAAAAAGGUGGUACUAUUUGCUGGCAUUUUUGUUCGUCUUUCUACUACCCACUAAUGCUCCUAUAGAGUACUGGGGCGAAACCAUGGCUGUAAGCAUAGCAGCUGCCACCUUAAGAUAUGCCAUCGUGCUGAAUCUUACGUUACUCAUCCAAAGUGCUACAAUCAUAUGGGACUUGAAAGCUGGCGAAAAAUACCCCAUGGACAGCAACUGGGUAUUUGUCCUGGUGAAAACUUACUGGCUCUCCUAUCACUACCUAGCCUCAUGGGACUACCAAACUAGCGAAUAUGGUAAAUAUGGUGACGACGUUGUGACCAAGUUCAUUCGAGCUUGUGCCGCUCUGGAACUAGCAAACAACUUGAAGACGAUCGACAGUCGAACUGUGCGAAGUGCCUUGACAAAGAGCGUAGCAGAGAAUAAAAAUAUUUCAGAAUGUCUUUUAGAAUUGUCAGAGAAGGACGAAAAUGUACCGAAAGAUCAUUAUUUGAACCCUAAAAAGUUUUACUAGUGAAUGUAUUUUUUACUGAAUGAUUUUUUUUUAAAUAAA
Molecule: messenger RNA, 1131 nt
Organism: Sitophilus oryzae (rice weevil)
Lineage: Eukaryota; Metazoa; Arthropoda; Insecta; Coleoptera; Curculionidae
Product: acyl-CoA Delta(11) desaturase
Exons: 5
Coding region: 106-1092 (328 amino acids)
Biological process (GO): unsaturated fatty acid biosynthetic process
Cellular component (GO): endoplasmic reticulum membrane
Molecular function (GO): stearoyl-CoA 9-desaturase activity; iron ion binding
Source: RefSeq, a predicted model, not a curated record